UUAUUUAAAUAUAUUAUCAAAUAUGAGGAAAACUUUACUCAAGCGUGAGGACUACAAAAUUAUUGAGAAGAGAAAUCAAGUAGAAUGAACCACGACCAUUACCAGAGUUAGCAUCAGCUUAUUUUUAGAGGAAAUAUCAUGAAGAAGAGAUCCAGGUCCUUUCAGAUAAGAAGGAGAUUAAUUCUGAUCAACAGGAGUGGCUUAAAAUGUUUCUGCAAUGGUUAGGAAUAAUUUCAAAAGAUCCAGAACUUGACCUGCUCAUUGAUGAGAAGAUCAAGGAAAGUGUCACUGUUAAGUAUAAAGUACCUAUCAGGAUCUUCAUGAUCAUUGUUUGCUGAGCCUCGCUUAUAAUCUGAGUCUCUGCUCCUAAGACAAGCGAAGAUGAAGAGGGCUUUUCACAAGUAGCACAAUAUGGGAUGUAUUGGAUCCCAUUUUUCAUAGUCGUCACUAUUGUCAUGGAUUAUUAUCCUAAAAUAUUGAUUUAUGCAAAGCCUCCAGUGAUUCUGAUGGUGUUCAUAUCCACUGCUGACAUAACUUUUCAUGAUGACGCAUAUCCUUUCCAUAGGAUUUUAAUAUUAAUGGUCAGCUUCAACUAUGCGAUUUCUAUUCUAAUCCCAUAUUUAUCACUUCUGAGUUCUUUCUGCUUCUUUGUUGGCAACCUGUACGUAAUCCUGGGAAUCCAUCUCUACUCAGAUAAAGGUGAUGCCAUGACAUAUGCAGUUCUUCUAGCCUGCUGACUCCAUUUCACAGUGUCAAAUAAAAUUCUUGAAAAUAAGCAAAGAUCCCUCUAUACUGAGAUUUUGAAGAGAAAGAGACAGAGUAAGGAGCUUAAGAAGAUCCUGAAAAUAUUCCCCAUGGGCGUUGUCAUUACUCCAGAAAGAAAAGCUAGCUCUAACUGGUACGCUAAUGAUGAAUUUGAGAGGAAAUUUUGCAAAAUUCAAGAUGAUUUGGAAGAGCUGUCUUGAAUUGUAGUGACUCCAAUGAAAGAACAAGAUUCUAAAGAGGAACACAAACAACUCAGCCAAGGACUUGACAGGUUUCUAAGAAAUCAACAGCACCUUGCUUCAAAGAAACUUUCAUUGGCAAGUCAUAACUUGCACAUCAGAUGUGGUGACCAAAUGAAUUUUGGGGUGUUUGAAAGUCAAGAGCUAGAUGAGUAUUCUAGAAUUUGCAGCGUUGAAACUCUCAAAGUUGAUUGGGAGUCAGAACCCUCUUACUUACAUGUCUUCAUUGAUAAUACAAAUGUAAUUCAACUGCAAGAAGCCAAGAACAACAUCAAGUGUCAGAACAUCAUGUUUGCAAGCGCCAGUCACGAGUUCAGGACGCCUCUUAACGCAAUCAUUAACUCUUUCAAAAUCAUUGAGAAUUCGUACCAAGGCAUUCUUCAAGAAAUCGGUGGUCUGGCUCACCAACUUGAGGGAAUGUCUUCAGAGCUUCUGGAAUUACAUUCGGAGCAGAUUCAGAAGUUCUCGAGCAUCGGCAAGCACUCGUCGUCGCUGAUGCUGUCUCUGGUCGAUGACAUUCUGGAUCUGUCGAAGAUGGAAGUGGGGACUUUCCAAAUCAAUAAGGCCUUGUUCUCAGUUCCAGAUAUGCUCUCUCUCACAGCUGAAAUUGUACAGCCACAGUGAGAUCAAAAGAAUAUAAAGAUGCAGAUCGAUAUUGACCCUCGUAUCAGGAGAGUUAGAGUUUACUCUGACGAGAAGAGAAUCAAACAAGUUCUGAUAAACCUGCUAUCGAACUCAUUAAAAUUCACAUUCAGUGGCUCAGUCACUUUGAGCUGUAAGCAGGUUUUGAUGGGUGAAAAACUAUUUGCAAAGUUUAUGGUCAAAGACACUGGAAUUGGAAUCAGCCAGAAACAACAAGCUAAGCUAUUCAAAAUGUUCAGCAUGGUAAAGUACACAAAUCAGAUUAAUCCAAAUGGGACAGGACUCGGAUUAACUGUGAGUAAGAAAUAUGUAGAAGCACUUGGAGGAUCAAUCAAAUUAAAGUCAUCUAAAGGAGCAGGAACUACAGUGUCAUUUCACAUUCCUCUCGAAGACCCUCCUAUAGCUCUACCUCAUAUCGAUGAAAAUGCUGAACAUUUCCAGAGCUUGGAAUCAGUGGUAUCCUUCGAUUUUAUUGAGAGGGUGCAUGAUAUCAAAGAUUUUCACACUCAGACGCCAAGAUUUAAUCUUCCAUAAUGGUACAACCUUA
Moneuplotes crassus is the source of this 2193-nucleotide messenger RNA. NCBI's taxonomy places the organism in Eukaryota, Ciliophora, Spirotrichea, Euplotida, Euplotidae. The record is from the annotation of a GenBank genome assembly.